Fonsecaea erecta is the source of this 1659-nucleotide messenger RNA. RefSeq lists its product as hypothetical. Gene Ontology annotation, biological process: transmembrane transport. The transcript has 8 exons. The record is from RefSeq and is a predicted model, not a curated record. Gene Ontology annotation, cellular component: membrane. NCBI's taxonomy places the organism in Eukaryota, Fungi, Ascomycota, Eurotiomycetes, Chaetothyriales, Herpotrichiellaceae. The coding region runs from base 1 to 1659 and encodes 552 amino acids. Gene Ontology annotation, molecular function: transmembrane transporter activity.
AUGCUUGGCUGGCAAGCUGCGAAGGCAGCCGUCGAGGCUGAGGGCAUCUACAUUGGAGGCUGGGGCCUGCGGAAUGCUAUCUGGCCCAAACGCGCUGGUGGCCGCCACGCAAGCAGUCAAGAUAGGAUCGAGCAUGUCGCAGCGAUCCAGGACUGGGACGAGGACGAAGAGCGGAAGCUGGUGAGAAAGCUUGACGCCAGAGUCCUGUUCCCUUGCUGCAUCAUCUACUUCCUCGCGUACCUCGAUCGAGCGAACAUGGGAUUCGUCAACGUGCUCCAAGCUGGCAAACCCAGUAGUUUUGAAGAGACCCUGCAUCUCGAGGGCGCAGAUUUCAAUUGGGCCGUAUCUGUCACUUAUUUCAUGGUCACCGUCCUCUUGAUCCCAUCGAAUCUAUUGAUGAAGAGGUUCUCUGGGAAGUAUUAUUUUCCGGUGAUCAUGAUCCUCUGGGGCACCAUUGUUAUGUGCAUCGGCGCAGUUCACAGCAAAGCGGGUUUGCUUGCCGCCCGCUUCUUCCUGGGAGUUCCUGAGUCUGGCGUUGUGCCAGCCUCGAUCAUGUACUUCUCUUUUUGGUACAAGCCCCAUGAGCGAGCGUGGCGGAUUGGUAUCUUCCAUGCUGCAAACUCACUUGCCUCUGGGGUGGGAGGAUUCCUGGCCGUUGCCAUUGACCACCUGAAUGGAAAAGCCGGACUGGAGAGUUGGCGCUGGUUAUUCAUAAUCGAGGGAGCCAUGCCCAUUGUCUGCGCAGUACCCAUUCACUUCCUACUACUUACUUUUCCGGAAGACUCGAAAUCACUGACUGAGCGAGAACGUUAUAUUGCUGUCAAUCGCUUCGGGCGUGGGGCGACGCGAAAGACGGACGUUACAUGGGACUGGCCCGCCUUCUUCAACGUCAUGUCUCGACCGUCGACCUAUGUUUUCUUCGUGUCGUACCUUUGCUUACUGAUCGUCGCGGUGGCACUUGGGACCUUCUUGCCCACGAUCCUGAAAGUGUUUGCCAAAUUCAGCAGCACGAAAGCCAACGAAUACAGCUCGUCGGUGUAUUUCGUGGCAAUUGUCGUAUAUGCCUUCUGGAGCUGGCACUCUGACUGGACGCGUGAGAGAAUCUGGCAUUAUAUCAUCCCAGCCGCCAUGGCCAUUCCGUGCUUCGCCAUCUGGACCCACGUGGCAACGCAAAAGAGCUUCGGUGACAUGACACCGAUCCAGCUUUAUGGGUUGGCGUACCUCGGAAAUAUGGUCUCAAUUGCGCAGCCCGCUGCCCUGGCGUACCGAACGUCAACUUUAUACGGAGCAGCUGAGCAAGCUAUUGGUGGAGCUACAGCCAUAGCUUCGCUAUCCAUCGCAAGUAUUAUCGGCCCUCAGAUUUUCCCGAGCACGGACGCUCCUUGGUAUUUGCCAGGCUUUGCCGCUGCAUCCUCCACCAUAGCCUUUACCAUCAUCAGCUUUGCAAGCUUACCGCUGUGGCUACUCUGGGAGGCGAAACGACGCAAGACAAAGACGGGGCAUGCUAUGCCUCUACGAGCCAUCGAGGAUGCAGAGCACAGUACUAUCUCAGCUGCCAAUCUCGCUCGUCUUCAUGAACAGAAAGCAUUGGAAGAAAAACGCGCUCUAGAUCUGGAAGAUCCCCGCCACAUUGAAGAGAUUCCUGAUGCAAAGGCUUAG